Limanda limanda (common dab) is the source of this 912-nucleotide messenger RNA. It is a transcript of the gene rida, whose product is annotated as reactive intermediate imine deaminase A homolog. Gene Ontology annotation, cellular component: cytosol. The record is from RefSeq and is a predicted model, not a curated record. Gene Ontology annotation, molecular function: deaminase activity. Bases 80 to 487 code for a protein of 135 amino acids. The transcript has 6 exons. Lineage: Eukaryota; Metazoa; Chordata; Actinopteri; Pleuronectiformes; Pleuronectidae.
UCAAAGGUUACCUCGCAGCAGCAGAACAGGAGAAGAGCUGCAGAGUAGAGACACCUCUAGAAGUCACAGAGUAGAAACUAUGGCCUCCCUCCGUCGAGAAAUUCCUUACACACCUACAGCUCCCAUCAGACAGGGAAUAUACAGUCAGGCGGUGGUUGCGGACAGAACCGUGUACAUCUCCGGUCAGCUGGGGAUGGACGUGGCCUCAGGUCAGCUGGUGGAUGGAGGAGUCCAGGCUCAGACCAAGCAGGCUCUUAUCAAUAUGGGGGAGAUCCUUAAAGCUGCUGGUUGUGGCUACACCAACGUGGUGAAGACGACUGUGCUGCUCGCUGACAUUAAUGACUUCAACAGCGUCAAUGAGGUCUACAAGACAUUUUUCAGCAGUAACUUUCCAGCCAGAGCUGCUUACCAAGUCGCUGCUCUCCCCAGAGGUGGACUGGUGGAAAUCGAGGCGGUGGCUGUGGUCGGUCCUCUCUCAGACUCCUGACUAACCGGCCCCAUCACAAACAAGCUAUAGUCGAACCGCCGAGUGGCCUUGGAUUUGUGCUGCAGAGGCCUUUUUGUAUUUCCACACGACACAUAAAAGAAGUUCCUUUCUGUUGUUGCCUCUGUGGCUGGUUGUCUGCAGCAAUUUAGUCUUUUGAGAAUCAUAUCAAUGGAAACCUACUGAUCUUCACAUUAAAAUUCUUACAAUAACAGAGAACUUAACAUCUUACCAGACUUUAGAUUGUGGUUUAAGGUAAUUUCAAUAUGUGCAUAAAACCAAAAUAAUCAUUAACAUUCCCUCAGCCUCAGUGAACAGAUAGAUAUCAAAUAAACCUUCUGUGAUGCUGUUUUUGGUUUAAUAAACUCACUUUCUCCUAGUUUUGUUCCAUUGAAACAUUUGAAAUAAAUAAAAUUUGAAUAAUUAAA